CAAUGAACUUCCUCAGAGCACUCCUGUCUCGGAAGAUCGUCGGAUUAGGCAUCCUAAGCAUAAACAAGCUACAGUUUUCGGUCGGAGUCUUCGAAGCCGCGGUCCAACUACUUGUGAACCUGAAAACAGUCAUUUCGAGAGACCUGAGCACUAGCGAUAUAUUUACUGUUGUCGGAAUCUACAUUAGCGGAGAUGAAACGAGAGACCCGAUGAGAAACAUCUUUAGCUCUGUCGGAGCGCCCGACGUCGUCAUCGGCCUGGGACACAUUGCCUAUCCAAACAACAACAUGACAAACUGCGAAAUAAUACCUCACAGCACUUACUCUAAUGACACCAGAGCAAACCAGCUGCGAGCAAAUUACGGCAGUCUCUAUUCACUGGCUUGUGAGGGAUUCGACAUAUUUGACAUUAACCUCGGUUUGCCCUUCCAACAGUUAGCCACCAACGAUGGUGCGCAGAUUCAGAACUUCAAGAAGUCGCGGUUUUUUGUAUUCGAGGAUAGAACAAGCCUCGCUGUAAAGGUAAGCAAAAGGCCGCACACUGACCACAAGGACGUGGUGUGUAAGAUAUUCAAGCGAAGCUUGUAUUGCCUGACUCGGGUGCCAUCGGUGUAG
This is a messenger RNA of Dermacentor silvarum, 614 nucleotides long. RefSeq lists its product as uncharacterized. The record is from RefSeq and is a predicted model, not a curated record. NCBI's taxonomy places the organism in Eukaryota, Metazoa, Arthropoda, Arachnida, Ixodida, Ixodidae. The transcript is spliced from 4 exons. The coding region runs from base 3 to 614 and encodes 203 amino acids.